AUGACUACUUCAAGUAACGACGUCGAAUGUUUGGUUGAAAACUCUGCCAAUCUUUCUAUUUCAGAACAAGCACAACAACCAGAACAACAACAACAAGCACAACCAGAACAACAACCACAAGAACAAGAAAACAACAAUGAAAAGCCAGAAGAAACGACAACUACAGAAACACCAAACAAGAUUGAUCAAAACCUAAUCAAACAUCCAUUACAAAACAGAUGGUCUCUAUGGUACGAUUUUCAUAACCAAAAGAUCUCUCAAGACAACUGGGCCGAGGGUCUAAAGAGAAUUAUCAGUUUCGAUACCGUCGAGGAUUUCUGGUGUAUUUUCAACAACCUUCCACAAAUCUCUUCCAUCAAGAGUGGGUCCAGUUUCCAUCUCUUCAAGGAGGAGAUCGAACCAAAAUGGGAAGACGAGGCCAACAAAAAGGGUGGCAAGUGGUUGUUCCAAUUCAGAGAAAAGAACAUGGCCGACAACUAUUGGCUUCAAAUCGUUAUGGCUAGCAUUGGUGAAACUUUUGAUUCAAGUGAUGAUAUUUGUGGUUUGGUCUAUAACUCUAGAAAGGGUGGUGAUAAGAUUUCUGUUUGGACUAGACAUUCUUCAGAAAAGGCUACUUUAGAUAUUGGUCGGGGACUCAAGGUUGCAUUGGAAACUAAUGGUACCAUUGGUUAUUCACUUCACUAUGAAACAAAGAAAAAGAACUUACAUCAACAUCAACCCAUCAACAAUAACAAUUAUCAACAACUAUACUAG
Molecule: messenger RNA, 753 nt
Organism: Cavenderia fasciculata
Lineage: Eukaryota; Evosea; Eumycetozoa; Acytosteliales; Cavenderiaceae
Gene: eIF4e
Product: eukaryotic translation initiation factor 4E
Exons: 3
Coding region: 1-753 (250 amino acids)
Biological process (GO): translational initiation
Cellular component (GO): eukaryotic translation initiation factor 4F complex
Molecular function (GO): RNA 7-methylguanosine cap binding; translation initiation factor activity
Source: RefSeq, a predicted model, not a curated record